UCUUUCCGUACCGUUGUCGUAUACAGACGACAGAAAAACGUGCUUCCUGGUCCCCGUUGUCGUAUACAGACGACAGGAAAAUGUGACGUCUCAUCCCCGUUGUCGUAUACACACGACAAGGGAUGUUAUGUUAUCUAAUUUAUGAUUAGCUGGCUGUAGCAGACGACAGAUGAAUUAUCCAAUAAAUUUACACAAAAAAAUGAAUCCCUCGGUUCAUAACAAAGAUUUUGAUAGGCGAAAAGUACACAAUUUUCGUCAUGUGACCCAAUUUGUUCGAAUUUCCCGGGAAAUGUUAUGGAAUGUCAUCACCAAUGUAAACAACAUGGCGGCGAGUGCAUUGACUGUGAAUGCUGAUACUGAAUCAGACGAUGACGAAGGGGCUGGGACCCAAGAAUUAGACAACAAUAUCGGUGGAUCCGAUCUGGAAUUGUCUGAGCUGGACUCUGACAGUGAUGAUGACAUUCCACUCGCCGAUAUCAUCCCGCUAGCGGGCCUCGUAGACCGCGGAGGUGGAGAUGCUGGACACGCCCACAACGAUCGCCGCUGGACAGCUGAUCUGAAACCUAUACGUGUGAAGGAUUUCGAGGAUAUAGCUGGCCCUACUACCGCACUGGAUGCUGAGAAGAAAGAGCUGGAUUUCUUUCACCUGAUUUUCCCUGAAUCCUUGUACGACAAGCUAGCCCAGCAGACCAACACCUAUGCUGCUAAGCGGAUCCGGGAAAAGGCAGACAGCUCGUGGCAGGCAACUUCGCCCACCGAGAUCAAGACCUUCUUGGGGAUUGUGAUUUUUAUGUCACUGCUGGACCUGCCAACUGCAAAGAUGUACUGGUCAUCUGAUUGGAUGUUUCAAACAUCUUUGCCUACCAUAAUGACCAGACUCAGAUUUGAGAAACUCGCACAGUAUUUUCAUCUGAAUGACUCCACGACAAAUCCCCCCAAAGGCAGCGACGGUCACGACAAGCUCCAUCAUGUCAGGCCAGUCUUAGAUACCAUCCAAGGCACUAUAGCAUCCCAGUACACGUUACACCAGGACUGUGCUAUAGAUGAGGCUAUGAUUGCAUACAAGGGGAGGCUUAGUUUUAAGCAAUAUAUGCCAGCCAAGCCGGUUAAGUUUGGGAUCAAGGUGUGGGAGCGGGCGGAUUCCACCAAUGGCUAUGUCGACAAACUCCAGAUUUACACCGGAAGAGCAGGAAAUGAACAAGGCAAGAGAGAAGUUGGACUUGCUGCUCGAGUUGUGACCGACCUGACCAGAGACAUUGUUGGUAGCAGUCGCCACGUAUAUGUUGACAAUUUCUUCUCCAGUCCCCAGCUGUUUUCUGACUUGCUAAAGGAUGGUCUCUAUGCAUGUGGAACAUGUCGAAUCAAUAGAAAGGGGUUCCCGUCUGGUAUCAGUAAGGAGAAUGUUAAAAAAAAGGGAGACUUCACAAUGCUGCAAUCAGGAAACCUGGUGGCCAGUGUCUGGUUUGACAACAAGCCAGUGACAUUUCUGUCGACAAAUGCAGACCCUACUACACUACAUGAGGUGCGUCGCAAAAAUAAAGAUGGUAGUGAGAGAGUUCAACUGGCCCCUUCUGUUGUGAAAAUGUACGGCGACAAUAUGAAUGCUGUGAAUAGAGCUGAUCAACUCCGUAUGCAGUACACCUGUGCCAGAAAGUGCUACAAAUGGUGGAAGUAUGUUUUCUUCUUCUUGCUUGAUACAGCCCUUGUGAAUUCUUUCAUUCUUAUGAAGGAGUCUCCAAGUCACCAGAGGAAAACCAGAACUGGCAGAGUGAAGCAUCUUACCCAGCUGGAAUUCAGAGAAAGGCUAUGUAAACAGUUAAUUGGUGAUACACGUUCUGUCAGAAAACGACGACGUGUGAUACAGCAUGAUGUGGCAGGUCUUUCCUAUUCUCAUAUGCCAGUUAAGGUAAAGGUGAACAGGUGUCGCCAGUGUGGAAAGGUGAAAAUCAGGAAGGAAUCGAGUUUUGGAUGCCGACAAUGUGGGGUAAACCUGUGCGUUUUGUGCUUUGAACCAUUUCACAAGGAUUUAGUCCCUGUCACACAGGAAGAGUAGACACCAAGACCUGUACUUACAUAUAUAUCAUAUAUAAUUGAGAUUGUUUGUAAAUUUAUUUUGAAAUGUUGGAAAUUUGUCACAUUCAUGAUUUUCAAUAUCAAUGACAAUAUCCAAUAUUUAUAACUUGUACAGUAUUUGAACUGUACUGUAGUUGAAUAUUUUCAUGUUACAGUGGAGACCGCUUAUUAUGAUAUUCUAUUUUCCAAAGAAAAAUAUUAUAAUAAACAGGAUAUUAUAAUAACCGAGCAAGCAAUUAUAUACCACUUGAACCAGAAGUUAGGCCAAUUUUCAUUGUUAAAUGUACUUUGAGGUCAAUAAGUAUAAGGAUUUAUAUCAUCACAUGUAUACAGAGUCAUUUUCAAUUUUAUAAAGUUAACUCUAGAUUUAAGUAUUUUUUAGAGAAUUUUUUCUCCGAAAAAUCAUAUUAAAAUAGAUUUUUGCAACAUAUUAAAAUAAUUAAACGGAGCGACAAGAUUUUUCUUAAUUAAAAUUUUAAUUGAUUUAGAAAAAUUGUGCAGAUUAGAUUUAAAGCCAUAUUGCUACAUUCCUGUGAUAAGGUGCACACAAUAAUCCGGUUCAUUUUUGAAUAUUUGCAUUGUUUAUUUGUUAUGUUAUUCUUGGAUUGUUUAUUUGUGGUAUUCAUCAAAUGAUACUAACAAAAACAUGUUGAAUAUAAAAGCUUGUUUUGUUA
Pecten maximus is the source of this 2747-nucleotide messenger RNA. RefSeq names its product piggyBac transposable element-derived protein 4-like. Bases 170 to 2053 code for a protein of 627 amino acids. The transcript has 4 exons. NCBI's taxonomy places the organism in Eukaryota, Metazoa, Mollusca, Bivalvia, Pectinida, Pectinidae. The record is from RefSeq and is a predicted model, not a curated record.